Diabrotica balteata is the source of this 1534-nucleotide messenger RNA. NCBI's taxonomy places the organism in Eukaryota, Metazoa, Arthropoda, Insecta, Coleoptera, Chrysomelidae. The record is from the annotation of a GenBank genome assembly.
GCGGGAUUUUCAACUUGUGUCAGCUACUAGCAUCAAAAUUUGAAGUAGAAAAACAAUAACAUUUGAUGAACUUCUUGACAUAGUUUUUUAUACGAAGAAAUGACUUGUGCUCGUUGCGGCUAUGGAGUUCUUAAAGCAGAAGAUCAAAUUGUAAUGACUAAAGUAUGGCAUAAAUGUUGUUUCCGAUGUUGUAAUUGCGGUAAUAUCUUGAGUACCAGCUCAGCGAGGUUUUUCCAAGGGGAUCUAUUUUGCGAGAGAUGUCAUGGCUUUGUCCUGAAUGACCUAGAAAACUUUACAUCCAAUCCCGAAUGCAGGCCCCAUAAAGCAGUAUCUUUACCCAGUUGUAUAUGCACAGACGAUGAGAAACAAAUGAAAAUCAAAACAGUGCCUUCAGUGAAGAGCCACAAGUCGAAUGAUAUUGAGAUUUCAGCAGAAGCAAAACAAGGUGUAUUAGAGAAACCUAAAUCUUGUAGUUGUCUACCAGAUAUUAGUAAAGAUAGAUACCAUUGCUUUGAUUUUCCUCUUCCAAGAGAGGUAGCAAACUAUUUAAACAGAAACGGCAUGAAAAAGAAAGACAUACAUGAGUAUCAUAAGGCAGGUUAUUUAGAAGAAACACCAUUUUCAAUUCCGAGGAUGGCUAAAAGGUGUCCAAGAAUCACUGUUCGUACUUUAUCACCACCAAGACGUGGUUGUUGCUUUAGGAGACAUAAUGCUCCUCCACGUUUGUUUGUUCAGUGUGAUCGUUAUACGGAUCCAACAAGACCAGUUAGUUGUUGUCAUAAUCGUAGAAAUUCUCCACGUAGAAGGAACCAUUCUCCUGCAAAGCGUGGUCCACCAUGCAAUUGCCAUCUAGAACCUCAAUAUCACCGCCACAAAUGUCGAAAAAGUCCUCCUGAGCAAGAUUGUUAUAGCAAUACUGAUGAAGCUAGCCACGAUAAAUACAAACUGUGUUCAGGUUGCAAUAUAUGUUGCAAUUACCACAAAUGCCCAAAAUGCCGAGAAUAUCAUCAUAAUAAUAACGAUUGUCCUGUUUUUAUAAAACAUUCGGAUUAUACAGAAGAGAACCGUAAAGAAGAAUGCCCUGGUUUUACGGAUUUUUCAGAUCAUACAGGAGAGAAGAAUGACAAAGAAUAUUCAAGUGGUAUACAGUGUUUGUGUUGUCCUAUACACAAUAAAAAACCUUACAAUAAUUUUGAAAAAAUAGAUCAAGAUAGCAAGUUUUGUUUUUGUGGUAAUGUGAUGCCUUGUUGUUGUAAAAUCAGUCAAGUUAGAGAUGAAUGUAGAUCAAAUUGCGUACGAUGCAAAAGAAAGGUUUACGCUGCAGAAAAAAUUUAUAUAUCUAGUGGACCGUUUCAUACCAGUUGUUUUUCUUGUUAUUGUUGCAAUAAGCUGUUGGAUGUUAGGCAUGUCUACGAACAUAAAGGCGAAAUAUAUUGUAAAAAUUGUUAUAACAGUUUUACGGGCAAUCAAUAUUAUGGAUAUGGAUCAUGAAAAUAUUGUUAAUCUGUACACAAUAAAAAAUAAAGCUGUUCUA